This is a messenger RNA of Meira miltonrushii, 465 nucleotides long. RefSeq lists its product as uncharacterized. Bases 1 to 465 code for a protein of 154 amino acids. The record is from RefSeq and is a predicted model, not a curated record. Lineage: Eukaryota; Fungi; Basidiomycota; Exobasidiomycetes; Exobasidiales; Brachybasidiaceae. The transcript is spliced from 2 exons.
AUGGUGGUGCUAACACUGGCAGCGAUGGCGGUGGCAACUUUGAGGAUAGAAAAGGUGGCGGAGGCAACAUCGGCGGCGGCGGCAGAUCAAGCAGUAUACCCAUUAAGCUUCUUAUUAUCUCAAAACGUCAACGCUGAUGGAAUUCACUCGCCUGAUAAUGUUGCUAAGGCGGUCAAACGUAUGCCAGAAGCAACUUUUUCUGGAGGAGUUGUAAAAAAGAGACAAGUUCGUUCUAAGCUCUUUCCGCGAGAUGAUCAUGUUAUAGAGACUAAAAUCGGCCCGGGAAGACGUGAUUCACAAGAUCAUGUGGUAGAGGAUAGUUUCCGCCCGGUAAGACGUGAUAAACAACCAGGUCACCAAAAAGGAGAGUCGGGAUCAGGUAACCCCAGAGUGCACGGAAGAAGACGUGAUUCACAAAUAGGUCACCAUGGCGGACCAGGCAACCCCAGAGUGCACGAUGGCUGA